AAUGGCUGGCGGUGGUAUCGCACCUGCACUUCCCGGCGGCGGGAAGGUGUAUCCGGGAAAUCUGACGCCGUACGCUUUGGUGACGUGCGUUGUUGCGGCCAUGGGAGGGCUUACUUUCGGCUACGAUGUUGGGAUUUCAGGUGGUGUGACGUCGAUGGAUUCGUUCCUGAUGCGUUUUUUCCCGUUGGCGUACGAAGAGCAGAAAGUGAAUUUGAGAACGAAACUGAACCAGUACUGUAAACUGGACACCGUUGCGAUGUCGCUGUUCACGGCGUCGUUGUUCGCGGCGAUGGCGUCGUCGAUUGGUGCGGCGACGGUGACCAGAAAAUUCGGAAGGAAAAUGUCGAUGCUGGUCGGAGGCAUCCUGUUCUGCGCCGGAUCCUUGAUCAAUGGCUUCGCGCAGAACAUCCCCAUGCUCAUUUCCGGUCGGUUUCUACUGGGAUUUGGAAUGGGAUUUUCCAAUCAGGCUACGCCUCUAUACCUUUCAGAAAUGGCUCCCUACAAAUACAGAGGAGCCUUCAACAUCGGAUUCCAGAUGUCUAUCACCCUCGGCAUUCUGGCGGCCACCGUAAUCAACUACAUCUUCGCCAAAUUCGACGGCGGCUUCGGGUGGCGGCUGUGCCUCGGCGGCGGCGCCGUCCCCGCCGCAAUCAUCGUCAUCGGCUCACUCCUCCUGCCGGAGACGCCUAAUUCCCUAAUCGAGCGCGGCAAGCGCGAAGACGCUCUCGCGAAUCUUGUCCGAAUCCGCGGCGUACGCGACGUCGGCGUAGAAUUCCACGACCUCGUCGCCGCGGGCGAGGCGUCGCAGAGAGUCGAGCAUCCAUGGCGCAAUUUCUUUGGGCAGAGAAAGUACCGACCUCAUCUGACGAUGUCCGUAUUGAUCCCCUUCUUCCAGCAGCUGACCGGAGUGAACAUAAUAAUUUUCUUCGCGCCGGCGCUGUUCAGAACCCUAGGCUUCGCCAGCGAAGCUUCUCUGAUGUCGUCGGUGGACGUCGGAAUCGUGAUCGUCGUCGCCACUUUGGUCUCCAUCUACGGCGUCGAUAAAUGGGGCCGGCGCUUCCUCUUGCUCGAAGGCGGCUCGCAGAUGUUCCUCUGCCAGAUUGUAGUGGCGAUUUUCUUCGCCGUCAAGUACAGGGUCACCGGAGCCCCCACCGUGUUCGAUAAAUGCUUCGCGUCGGCGGUGGUGCUGUUCAUCUGCAUCUACGUGGCGGGCUUUUCGUGGUCGUGGGGCCCGCUCGGGUGGCUGGUGCCGAGCGAAAUAUUUCCGUUGGAAAUCCGGCCGGCGGCACAGAGCAUAAACACGGUGGUGAACAUGACGUUCACGUUUCUGGUGGCGCAAGUGUUCAUGCCGAUGCUGUGCCGCAUGAAGUACGGGCUGUUUUUGGUCUUCGCAUCCUUCGUGGCGACGAUGUCGGUGUUUGUGUAUUUCUUCCUGCCGGAGACGAAGAAUAUUCCGAUCGAGGAGAUGAUGUACGUUUGGAGGAAUCACUGGUUCUGGUCCAGAUACGUUACCGAUGAUGAUCUUCCUACAAAUGGGGAUAGUAUUUAUAUGUAUCGUAUAUGAAUGAUUAAAUUUUAUGGAUUCCAGAAUAAGGGUGUUUUUUCAUGAGA
Andrographis paniculata is the source of this 1611-nucleotide messenger RNA. Its product is annotated as sugar carrier protein C-like. Gene Ontology annotation, cellular component: membrane. The transcript is spliced from 4 exons. Gene Ontology annotation, molecular function: monosaccharide transmembrane transporter activity. The record is from RefSeq and is a predicted model, not a curated record. NCBI's taxonomy places the organism in Eukaryota, Viridiplantae, Streptophyta, Magnoliopsida, Lamiales, Acanthaceae. Gene Ontology annotation, biological process: monosaccharide transmembrane transport. Bases 2 to 1564 code for a protein of 520 amino acids.